GGUGCCAUUUUUUAAAAUAAGAUGUAUUAUUUCUAUAGUUCUCCGGUUAUUGCACUAGUGAUGGAGGAUUAUGUUAUUUUAGAGGGCACUCCCUCUAUUCUUAAAGAGUAAUUCCUGGACUUGCCUUCGCUUAGUAGCGCCCCUAGUCAUAGAUCGUUCCCUUCUCAAUGGCGGCGGGUAACGAUGAAGACGAGGGUGGCGGUGGAGGGGAUAGGGAUCCUGAUCACUACUUUGGUGAAGUGAACUCAAACUCUGGUGGGAGGAGGAGCGCGGAGAAAGCUUUGGAGGAAGCAGCAAGCACCGGGAACCUUAAUUUAUCUGGUCGACGCCUGAAGGAGCUUCCAUGUAACGCCAGGAGCGCCGAUUUGACCGAUAUAACUCGAGCUGAUCUUUCCAAAAACCGCUUCUCUGAAGUUCCUGGUGACAUCUGCCAAUUAGUAUCACUGGAAUCCCUAAACCUACAUCAUAAUUGUCUACGCACUUUACCCUCUGCUAUAGAAAACCUCCAGGCCUUAACUUAUCUAAACAUUAGCCGGAAUCUGUUGUCCUCUCUGCCCUCCUGCCUCUGUCGUCUCCCUCUCAAUGUUUUAAUCGCCAGUAACAACAAGCUCACCUCGCUGCCGGAGGAUGUGGGAGGAAUGACAAACUUGCGCCAGCUGGACGUUAGCUGUAAUGACCUUCAGACACUUCCACCACAAGUGGGAUCCUUGGAGUCCCUGCGGGAUUUAAAUGUCAGAAGGAACCAACUCACUGUGUUGCCUGAGGAACUUUCCGAGCUGCCUCUAAUCCGCCUUGACUUCUCCUGUAACCGUGUAAUCCGAAUACCUGUCUGUUAUCGUCACCUACGUCAUCUCCAAUCAAUCAUACUGGACAACAACCCUCUGCAGUAUCCACCUGCCCAGAUCUGUCUAAAAGGAAAAGUUCACAUUUUCAAGUACCUGAACAUUGAAGCUUGUAGUAAACCUAUGUCAGACCUGGGAGGGUUUGAGAAGCUCAGCCGUCCUACAAGCUUUACUACAUGUCUCACAGAUGAUAUUUAUUCUGCACGGCCGUACGGAGGGCUUGAUUCUGGCUUCAACAGUGUGGACAGUGGAAGCAAGAGGUGGUCGGGCAAUGAGUCUGCAGAUGAAUUCUCAGAUCUUUCCUUCAGAAUAGCUGGUCUGGGGAGAGAUACACGGCAGCUACGGGAAAAGCAGAAUGGAGAGGGAGACACAGAACAUGUUGAUUUUAUUGAGAGCAGCACAAAUGAAGAAGAUGAGGACACAAAAUCAGACUAUGGCCUUCAUAUGACAGUCACGCCUCAGGAUAAGCGGAAACCUGUUCAGCACUCUACACCCAAGACAGAAGAGAGAACCCUCAUUUGUGGACCAAUUCCUUCUCCUCCCUCUCCUGGUUCUCGGCAAGAUCUUCCUGCAGAGGAGAGGCGCAGGCCAGAGACCCUACUGCUUUGGAAGGAGAGGGAGAGACAGCAGCUACAGCAGAAGCAGGACGCUGCAAGGAGGCAGUCUGUCGAUAGGAAAGAGAGUUUACUUAAAAGUGUCUGUCAUCCAUCUCCAACACAAAAUGACGUUGCUAGUGCAUCUUCUGAAAAUGGCAUAAUCCAGCAACCCAGACUGCGAAGUCAGGGUACUCAAGCUGGCACGCCAAACCCAACUUCUCCUACCUCUUUGUCAACAGAUCCAUCUCAAAUUUCUAAUCAAAAGCCCAGCAGCUUCCUCUUCAGAUCCUACUCCCGUGGAGCAGUGCGUAAUGCAGUAGAACAGAGCUCUACAGAGCAACGCAGUCCUGUAAGGUUGCGAAACACUCGGAGUCCUCUAGAUGAGAAGUCUCUACUAACACAACUCCGCAAGGAGAUAGAGUCUCAUUUAAAUAUCACUCUCGGGGAGCCUCUUGGUGAAUGUCUUGCCAAUGGAGUAACUUUGUGCCAGCUGCUGAACCACCUGCGCCCACGCACCAUUCCUUUCAUCCAUGUGCCCUCUCCUGCAGUGCCCAAACUGAACCCUGUGAAAUGUAGGCGAAAUGUAGAUAAUUUCCAGGAUGCCUGCCGCAGGAUUGGGGUCCCUGAGCGAGAUCUCUGCUUGGCCUCUGACAUCCUGGGAGGCGAGCACCCACUCAUCGUACAAAGGAUGGUCUCUUCUCUACUGCUGUUGCCACCAUCCACAGAUGUUCCCUUGUUUCCUGCCAUCUCUGCCCCCCAAACCACCAGAACAGACUCUUGCUCACCUUCAUUGUUUCUUACCAACAGCGGCUUCCUACUGUUCUACACUCUGCUCAUGCUGACGCUAUAUGCAGUUUACUGCAAGCUUUAUCUACUGUUAGCUUUGUGAGGAUAGGCAAGAUCAACACAAAACAGUGAAUCCUCAUAUUCUAUUCUUUGCGGUUAGGCCCUACCGGCUUGGUAUCUUUUUCUUUUUUUGGGUAAGGUUGUGAGAAACCAUUAUAAAUCACUAUAAAUCGCUUCCUGCAAUGUCAUACAUUAGGCUGACUAGUAUAGAACUGACACUGUGCUGUAUAUUUCGUUUUACAGUAUAAAAGGUGACAUCACUUAUGAGUUAAACGCCCACCUUUUACUAAUUUCCCAUGUUCACAGCAGAAUGCACUUUAUCUGUUGAUAUGUUCAAUAUGGUGCUGCCUCCAAACGACGUAUUUUGGUAGCAUUAUUGCUUGAUUAAAAUAAUCACCUAUAACCACUACUAUAUGAAGAAAAAAACACUAGUCCCCUCACCUAGGUUGUCUGACACUAAACACUGCCUGGACCGAGAUUUCUUUUUAUGCUACACUUACUAUGUAAAUGUAAAACAUCCAACUCGCCACAUUAAUCUGUGACAAGAAUUGAAAUAUCUUUGUCCAAGAGGCAAAAACGACUCCACUGUUCCCAGGGCCAUUUUGGCUAUAUGCGUUAUCCUUUGGUGCCUUACACUCUGUGUCUCAUUCAUCUUCAUCAUAGAACUAAUUGGCUCUAUACUCAAAUUCAAAUAAAAAAUGUAAUCUUUAGGUAAAGUCAGUCAGACACUACUGCUCAUUAAGCCAUAUCUUUUAAACCAAGGUUUUAGGUUUCUAGCUUUUAUUUGUAAUAUGGAUAAGCCAAAUAUGUGCCUUUAUUAACAAACACUGACAACUGCUCCAAAGAUAGAACCACAGUGUCAUAUUGAGUUAGAUGUGUCUUUCUGGUAUAUAAUACCUGCUUAAUAUUCCCUUUUUGUCUUGACAUUGUCAGUCUAGAACAAAGAUUUGAAUAAUCUAUAUACUAAAAUAUAGGUUGUUGCAGAUUGUGAUUGUACGGCCUUCUCCAUAUGUUUAGCCAGUGGCUACAACUGGGCUGUUUAAUAUGAGGAUACAAUCUCACACACAGAUUCCAGCAUUUAAAGAGAUUACACAUAUUGUGGUUAAAUAGCUGUCAUGUGUAAUAACCCUUUAUUAGUUAGGUUUCCUUUUCACCUGGGAUUUCUAUGGUGACGUAUUCUAUCUUCCUCAGCAAAAAUGGUUACACAUAACCUCAUCAUUUUUCGUAGUAAAUCACCGUAUCACUUUAAGGGCUCUUGGCCAUAUAUGCCCUAUACUCAGUGCGCCUACUUUAUGUGUAAGUUCAGGCAUAGGUGUAAUGAAUACGUAUACUGUAUAAGGUUUUAUUGCCUUAACUUAGAAAUAUAUUUGUAAUUAUUAUAGUAUAUACAAUAAGAAGUAAUGUUUAAUAAAGCACUGACGACCUUAAAAGAGAGGUCUGUGCUAAAACACACACACACACGGGCUAGCCUGGGCAUAACACUAAUAGUUGAUGCUCUGUGUGCCAUGUAUAGUAAUAGGGGUACCUGUAUGCUUUCACUGAAUUGACACGCUGUAUAAUAAUGCUAGGUAUACACUGAAAGAGAACUUUAUGCUGCUUUAUUGUAAGUAAUUUUAUUUAUCCAUCAGUUUUAUUUAUGAUUAAAUCUUCUUGUAAAGAAUAUUUGUGUGUGGCUGCAAUAUGAGCUUGUCGUUAAUAAAAUGGGUUUGUGUCUUAAAGCCACUGUGGCUGAAUGCAGUUCUCAAAAGCACAGGUGGGUCAAAUAUAAAAUCUGACAAUUACUAUUCGGUCUGUGAUAAAACCGCAGUAUCUAUAAAGGGACAUUAAACACUACAUAAAUGGUUUAUAGAAUGAUGUAAAAGCAAAGAUUUGCCUAAGAAUAAAAUAUGUAGAUAGAUUUACUAAUAAAUAUUAUUAGUUUAAAGAUGGAGUGUGUAAAGUUUUAAUGUCCAUAAAAAGGUGCCGCCAUGUUGUAUCAUAGGCUUCCUUCUCUGCUGAGACCCAUUAGGGGACAGUUAUAAAUGGGUCACUAAAGUAUACAACGGAAAAUUGCAGUGUUAAGUAUGGAAACUGUCUUUCUACUUUUUACUGGAAUUGGAAAGCCGACAAUUCUCCGAAUUAAAUUACAGGAAAAGAGGUCAGAAUAAAUAAUACAAGUAUACUGCAAAGGGUUUUUUUUUACCAAGAUAUAAUUUAAAAUUUUCUAUCAGAGUGUUUAAUGUCCCUUUAAGCUUUGCUGUGCAUUAAUAAUGGUCAUAUACAGAUGUACUAUGUCAUGGUUUCAACAACCUACUGAACCUUUUGUCCAAAAAUAGUGUUCCCUCUGCUUUGAAACUUUCUCUGCUUUUGGUUAAAAUCGUGUCACAUGGUCACAAUUAGUAAAAAAAAAAAAAAAAAAUUAUUUAGUUAUACAUAGAAAAUAUGGUUUCAUAACAAACCAUUUUAGCUACAUAGUUAAUAAUUGUGAACAAUAAAGUACAUUUGAAGGCUAUAAAUGUAGCCAUUAUUGUUUAAACCAUAUCACAAAUACCUCUCUAUAUGACUUCUCUAAUUACUGCAAAUGUAUUUCCUGCAUGAUGAUUGGUUAGUUUGACAUCCUUUUGCCUCACCUUACUUUAUAAAAGCUAUGCUGUGAAACUGAACCCAUUUAUUAUUUUUUUAAUGUGACAAAUGUGUGGGCUAACCAUUAAAUACUUUCUUUUCUUUCUAAAACUUUAACAUCUUAAUUUAUCUAUUUCAUUUCUACCUCCUCAUCACUGUCUGUAGAUGUCUGAUAGCUCCUUUUCCCUGUCCUUAUCUGUCUCUUCCUUCCAGGAAGCUCUGUGUUCUCCCCAUGACAUCUUGGAUUGUGAUGGGGUGAUCCGAUUGUUCAUGACCCUCCAGUCAAUUCUGCAGCUGUGCUCAGCCUCCCCCAGAUAAUGAAAAAAACUACUCUCCAACAUCUGAAUGGAAACCCUAAACCAUUGAUUUUUUUUAUUUAAAGGAAUAAAAUCUCAGGGAAAGAGACUAUUUUGGUAACGGCCAAGUUUAAGAUCUUGCAUUGUAUUUUUUAUUUGUUCUGAGUUAAACUUUUAAAAUAAAAGUAUAUGCAAAUGUA
Bombina bombina (fire-bellied toad) is the source of this 5381-nucleotide messenger RNA. RefSeq names its product leucine-rich repeat and calponin homology domain-containing protein 4-like. Gene Ontology annotation, molecular function: protein binding. Lineage: Eukaryota; Metazoa; Chordata; Amphibia; Anura; Bombinatoridae. Bases 168 to 2327 code for a protein of 719 amino acids. The record is from RefSeq and is a predicted model, not a curated record. The transcript has a single exon.